AUGCAUCCAGAAUCACAAGCACAGCCGCAUGGCUGGGCCUCUCUUGAGGAGAGGUAUGAGGUGAUGAAGGAGAUUGGUGACGGCAGCUUCGGAAGCGUCGCGCUUGCACGCGUUCGAACUGCGGGAUCCCACAUUGCCCGUCGUGGUACUCUGGUCGCGAUCAAGACCAUGAAGAAGACAUUCGACUCGUUUUCGAGCUGUCUUGAGUUGCGAGAAGUUAUCUUCCUACGAUCGCUACCACCACAUCCUCAUUUGGUACCGGCUCUAGACAUCUUCCUUGACCCUUACAGCCGAAGGCUUCACAUCGCCAUGGAGUUCAUGGACGGCAAUCUGUAUCAACUCAUGAAGGCACGGGACCACAAGCCAAUGGAUGCGCACAGCGUGAAGAGCAUUCUCUUUCAGAUAAUGUCCGGACUUGAACACAUUCACGACCGGGAGUUCUUUCACCGCGACAUCAAGCCGGAGAACAUCCUCGUCUCAACAUCGCAACAGAACGAUACGUCGCACCCGUUCCGUCGGUACUCAGCAAUGAUGACUCCCCCCUCAACACCUCCAGCCUACACGAUCAAGAUCGCCGACUUUGGUCUAGCGAGGGAAACACACUCCAAGCUGCCAUAUACAACCUACGUUUCAACCCGGUGGUACCGUGCGCCCGAAGUGCUCCUCCGUGCUGGUCAAUACUCAGCGCCCGUCGAUAUCUGGGCAGUAGGUGCCAUGGCCGUCGAGAUCGCAACCCUGAAGCCGCUUUUCCCUGGUGGAAACGAGGUUGACCAAGUCUGGAGAGUAUGCGAGAUCAUGGGCAGCCCUGGCGGUUGGGUUAACAAGCACGGCCAGCGCGUCGGUGGUGGAGAGUGGAAAGAGGGUGUCAGGUUGGCGCAGAAGCUGGGCUUCUCGUUCCCCAAGAUGGCCCCGCACUCAAUAGACACCAUCUUGCCAUCACCACAAUGGCCUGCUAGCUUGGCACAAUUCGUUACUUGGUGUUUGCUAUGGGACCCUCGCGCGAGGCCCACUUCUCGACAAGCCCUGGAUCACGAGUACUUCCAAGAUGCUGUCGACCCCCUACGACUGAAAUCGUCAUCAUCUCGAUUGUUGGGUCGCAAAGGAUCCGAAAUCUCCGGCAAGGACUCUCCAGAUGCAUCGCCCAGACUCACCUCCAAGACCUCUUCAUGGCUUCGACGAUCGCUGGUCGCUCGUGAGAGUGCCCCCGCAGUCCCACAACACACCACACAGCAGCCUUUGUCACCUCGACCAUCUCCAGCUCACACGAAUUCCGAUGUGAGUGGGUCAACUAAGCAGCGCCCUGCUGCUACCAAGCGAGCUACGUGGACAAAUGGGGCUUCCAACAAUGGCGCGCCUAUCCCCAUUCUGCCUUCCAUCAAGCCAAUCUCACCACUUUCGGCCGAAGUCACUGCACAGGCGACUGCCGCAAGCAAGGUCAGCCGACAGCUCUCUGUCAAUUCACACGGCAACCACUAUGCAGAUGUACACCGCCAAGAGGCAGAAAGAGCUCUGAACGGACAGUCCGAAGUCACUUCUCCUGUCAACGGACAGAAAGAAGGUUUCUUCUCGCACCUGCGGAAGCGUGCUCGGCGCCUCUCAGGCCGUUACCAGACCCCCAUGUCGCCGAAUUCAGACGACAUCGAGGCCAACGCUGGGUGCGCUCCAUGGGCGGCCACUAGCGCCAGGCAAUCCUUGGUUAUGGAUCAAUCACAAGGCGCCCAAUCAACUUCCACAUCCGACUUCUCUGAGUUGGACAAGGCCCUGCAACAUGUGAGGGACAGUGUCGAGGCGCACUCCCAGCAGACUGCCUCAACAAAGAGCUCGCGCGUUGCAACCAACCCCAUGCUCAAACGCCAUCACUCCGUACCUCACGGCCCCGAGCCCCGGAACUCCGAGAACGGACCCAAUGCUCCAAUCUCCUCCAGGACACGACGAGCGCUACAAAACAAGUCUAACCCAUCAAAUCGGUACGAGACCCCCAACGAAGAAGAGGAACUGCUCAGCGAGGUUCUUGCAUCCGCAACCAAGGCUGCAAAGAAGUUGGACAACCCAAAGCCGCAAGGACCCCGCGGCCCUGCUGCAUCCUACUUGACUCCAUCACCAUCACAGAACCGCAACAGCGUGGGUUUCGGGCAGUCGGAGUACAUGACACCCAGUAAGCCUAUGGACAUCUCCCAACAUCAGAGCAAGAACCAGCAAUCCGUUUCCAAGUGGCCCACUCCACCCGAUGAUGGUUCAGACUGGGCUUCAAGUGUGGCUGCCAGCCUCAUGGCAGCUCAAACCCGACACCGAUGA
Molecule: messenger RNA, 2295 nt
Organism: Alternaria atra
Lineage: Eukaryota; Fungi; Ascomycota; Dothideomycetes; Pleosporales; Pleosporaceae
Exons: 3
Coding region: 1-2295 (764 amino acids)
Biological process (GO): intracellular signal transduction; protein phosphorylation
Cellular component (GO): cytoplasm; nucleus
Molecular function (GO): ATP binding; protein serine/threonine kinase activity
Source: RefSeq, a predicted model, not a curated record